UUUCAAAAAUUUGUCAUUAAAGUGGGCGUGUUUGGUGCUCAUUAGUAAUUAGGAUCGCGUGAAUUAUAAUUUCUCCGGGCGCCUUUUCUCUUAAGGUGCAAGCGGACGUGAGGGCUAAAGACUGGACGAACGUGCGGCAGGCAGGCCGAGAGGAGAACAUGUCGGCUCGCCCUGAGCAGCAGCGAAACAUGGACUCUGAGGUCGGCAAGCUGCAGCAGCACCUGACCCUUCUUAAGAAGGAGUAUGUCAAACUGCAAGGACACUGCGCCGAACUGGAGAAAAAGCUGGCCCUGUUUUCGGCGCAUGACUCGUCGGCCGACACCUUCGCUAGCCGAAUCGUCGCUGCUGUCGGCUCCCUUUUCAAACAAGAACAGUACAGUGACCUGAAAAUCCUUUUGUCAAAUGCUGAGAUGGUAUCCGCGCAUAAAUUGGUCCUCAAGGCCAGGAGCAAUCAGUGGGGUGUGGAGAACUUGGAUACGGCUACCUCACUAGAUUGGAGUGCUGACGACGCGGAAGUGAUGAAUUUCAUGUUGUUGUGGGUUUACACUGGUGAAGCGAACUUGGACUCAAUUAAAGACCCGUUCUGCCUUGAACUGAUGAAAGUUGCAUUUCGUUUUGGUCUCUCCGAAUUGGCAAAAAGAUGUGAACAACGACUUUUGCUGACUGUUGGCGUCACAAACUGUGUUCGAUUGUACACAACUGCAGAAGAAAUUGGCGCCAAAAUCCUCCAAGAGCACUGUUCUCAACUAAUAUCAGCGCAUUGGGACGAAUUCACCAGCGAAGAUUUCGCUCACAUGACGGCUCCACUGCUUUACUCGAUGCUCAAGUCGAAGACUCGGUUUCCGCUGCAUUCGGCGAUCCGCUUAUCAAGGGAGGAUGUUGUCUUCCUGUUUCUAGUAGAGCACAGCAAUGAGCUGGCCCGGUUGCUGAACGAGCCGGACAAAAAAGGCGAACUGCCAUUGCUACUCGCUUUGAAUUCCAAACAGAGGACUUUAGCCACUUCCUUGGUCGAGCAUGGAGCCAGUGUGGACGCCCAAGACCCGCGAGGCCUCACUCUCUUAUUGAAUGCAGUUGAAAGAGAGGACAGCUAUUCCGCCCUCUUCUUGCUGGAGCAUGGUGCAUCCCCAUCGGCCACCACUCCAGACCUGGGUGACACAGCCAUGCACAUGAUCGCAAACCAAAGCUGCUCUGCCAAUCCGUUCCAAGAUGAGGAAGACGGUGCACCGACCGCCAACGACAUGAUCCAAGUCGCUCGGAAAGUGCUUGAAUACGGCCUUAAUCCAAACAUGCAAAACAACAAAGGAUACUCUGCACUGCACCUCAGCAUUUUGAACGACAACGCAGCUCUCUUCGACAUGCUGCUUGAAUAUCCCAUGCUGGCCCUCGACGUGCCCACUCAAGACGGGCACACUGCUUUAAGGUACGCACUACUGAGAAACAGCCUUGGGGAAGAUGGACUUGCUUCAAGACUGCUCGCCAAAAAAGCGAACCCCAACCCGAUGUACCCGGCCAGUGGAGACACUUUGCUCCACUUGUUGGCCAGAGAGAAGAAGGCCGACGCGGCCGUGUUUUUGUGUGACAAAGGAGGGGAUGUCUUGCGUACUAAUAAAAGGGGUGAAACGGCCCUACACGUUGCCUGCGAAAAUGGUCUGGCUGAGCUUGUGAUGAAGCUCUUAUAUGCAGGAGCCAACGUCAAUCUACAGACUCUGCCUUCGACUGGCGGUCUGUCUGAGCACCGACAGACGCCUCUUCACUUAGCGAUUCAAAACGGCUGUGACGCAGUUAUUGAUGCCAUAUUAGCACAUAAAGCUGAGGUACAAGAUGCAGGCAAAACUGCUGACCUAAAUCUGAAAAACUCUAGUGGUUUGACUCCACUUGCCCUGGCCCUGAGAACAGGAAUGAAGCACAAGGUUGCUGACCUCAUAAGUGCAGGGGCAGACGUUAAUGUUACCAACUCGGAAGGACUCACAAUGCUCCACUCUGCAAUCGAACAGGGAGAUUCAGACGCAGCAGUUUUUCUCCUGGAACAUGGUGCCAACAUGUCUUGCAGAACACCAGAUGGAAGAACGCCGUUGCAGUUGGCCAUUGUGAAUUCGUUGCCCAUAGUCGUGGAAUCUCUGUGCAAAAGGGGUGUUGACAUGUCCGUGGUGGACAGCAAGGGCCGGUGUCCGUUGUGGGCCGCCCUGGAGGAUGGAAUGGAAGACAUUGCCUCCACCCUCGUUAGGUUUGGAGUUGACACUGACUGCUGGAGUGCAGGGCCCGAAGGCUGCUUGCAAACUUUACUGCAUAGGGCCAUUGACGAGAAUCUGACAUCAAUUGCUUGCUUCCUUGUCAGAAGUGGAUGUGAAAUGAAUGCGCCACGAAGACCUGGUCCCAAUGGUGAAGGGGGUGAUGAAGCAAGGGAUGGACAACACCCCUUGCACAUGGCGUGCACCUGGGGGCAAGAACAAGUUGUUCAGACGCUGAUCGAACACAAAGCUCAUGUCAAUGCAAAAGAUUCUGAUGGAAGAACUCCCUUGCACUUGGCAGUGUCAAACCAGAACUCUAAAAUCACUUCCCUUCUUCUGUGCCAUCCAGAGCUGGACCUCUCAGUACGAGACAAGUCUGGCCUAACUCCGUUUGCGGCUGCUCUUACUUGCAGAAACAACAAGGCAGCGCAAGCAAUCCUUGACCGACUGCCCUCUGCAGCAGAGCAGUAUGACAACAAAGGCCUCAAUUUUCUUCACGUUGCCAUCCAGCGAAACGACUUGGAGAGCGUGCUUUUCCUCCUUUCGAUCAACGUCGACGCUAACUCCAAAGUUCGAGACAGCACCAUGAGCACUGCACUUCACCUCGCCUGUUCAGUGGCAAGCCCUUCUGCAACAGGCACCACUGAGGACUCUGCGCUGCUGGUUAGGAACCUGCUCUUAGCAGGCGCAAGGCCCAAUGAGAGAAAUUCGACCCGGCAAACACCUCUGCAUAUCGCUGCAGUUUCUGGCCACUCUUCAGCGGCUUCGGCCCUCCUGCAGAAUGGCGCCGAUCCAGAUGCAUCAGAUGUUGACAACAACAAUCCAUUGCACUUGGCAGUCAAAUCGUCAAACCUUCCUGUUGCUAGAGUACUGCUGACAGAGUCCACAAUUGAUGCAGAAGCCAAAAAUCUGAGAGGUCAAAACCCGUUGCACGUUCUGGCGAUUUAUGGAAAGGACCAAGUCGCUUCAUCAAUCUGCGAACUAUUCCUGGAGUGCAUGCCUCAGUACCCCUUAGACGAGCCUGAUUUGGAAGGAAACACAGCGCUCCUAUGGGCAUACAUCAAGGGAAAAGCGAAUCUAUGCAGAACUUUGGUGAAAUCUGGCUGUUGCGUGGGAAUGAUGAAUAAAGAAGGAAUCACUAUUUUCAAUUACCAAACGCCCACCAAGCAACUCCUGAGCAAACUGCUGGACCUUCUCGGCAAAGAACCGCCUUGGGCUGAGGGAGACAUGUGCCUUGAGUGUGGAAGCAAGUUUGGCAUAACUAUGAGAAAGCAUCAUUGCCGCCACUGUGGACGCCUCCUGUGCUCCAAAUGCUCCAGCUGUGACGUUCCCAUUGUCAAAUUUGGUUUAAACAAGCCAGUCCGCGUUUGUACAACUUGCUUCCAAGUGCUUCAAAGCGGAGUUACAACCUAGCUGAUCCAAAUCGAGCUUAACUCCAUCAAGCAGGGAGGAGAUAUCAAAAGUUAGCUAUCAGCAAGUUUCACAAACGAAACCUAUUUUUGCGAAGGAAAAUAACGUUCUCAAGUGAUUCCAGUUUAAACUCUGUGAUUAUUUUGUAUGGAAUAUUCGGUUGAAAUGGAAGUGAAGCUGCUUUCUGGGUCACAUGCUAAUAAUUUUAAGAGCGAAAGUGGCCAAAGUUUUAAUUUACAUAAAUAUGAUUGAAUAUAUCCAGUUUAUUUUUAUUGACCUCUAUAUACACACGCCCAGAUAAUUUGAAAUGCGUAUUUUGCAUUAUGUUACGAAAGAAAACUAAGAUGUCCUUUAAUAUAUGUUAAUAAAAACAUCCAAUUAAUUUCAAAA
Cloeon dipterum is the source of this 4028-nucleotide messenger RNA. RefSeq names its product rabankyrin-5. Gene Ontology annotation, molecular function: metal ion binding; protein binding. The record is from RefSeq and is a predicted model, not a curated record. Gene Ontology annotation, cellular component: ciliary inversin compartment. The coding region runs from base 159 to 3641 and encodes 1160 amino acids. Gene Ontology annotation, biological process: protein localization to ciliary inversin compartment. The transcript is spliced from 20 exons. Lineage: Eukaryota; Metazoa; Arthropoda; Insecta; Ephemeroptera; Baetidae.